CACCUUAGAGAGAGACAGAGAGAGAAAGAUGGAGGCGCUUCUAAAACCAGCUUGUGCAAGUUUUUCUUUCCGAAAGUACUCGUCUAACGAAAGAGUUUACUUGAGAAGGGACGACUCACUAUGCUUCACUAUUAGAAGAAGUUAUCUACAUGAUAUUGGUAGGAAAUGUAAUGUCAAGCAAAGCUCUAAACUGUCAGCAUUAGCUGACAAUCAAGGAGGACACAUCGAGAAGCUUCCCAAUGAAAAAUAUGCGUUAGAGAAUAAUGAGCUUUCAUUGAAACAUGGCGAUGAUGGUGGUUAUGCUAGCCUUUUGCAUAAAUUAGAAACAUUCUAUCACUUUUGCCGGCCGUAUGCCAUGAUGGGAAUUGAUAUUGGGAUAUUAUCAAUUUCACUUCUGCCAAUACAAUCAAUUGCUGAUCUUUCACCAAGAUUUUUCAUGGGAUUGCUACAGGCAUUGGCACUGGGAUCAUUGACUCACAUCUAUGUUGUCGCAGUGAAUCAACUGUUUGAUGUCAAAAUCGAUGAGGUUAAUAAGCAAUAUCUUCCAUUAGCUUCUGGAGAGUUUUCAAGUAGAGAUGUCCAGGCCAUCUGUUUGAUGGUAGCCAUGCUGAGCAUUGGCAUUGUACAUGUGUCUAAAUCUCCGGCACUUCUAUGGGGCCUAGUUGCCAACUAUCUAUUUGGAACAGCAUAUUCUGCCCAACUUCCCUUCCUUAGAUGGAAAAGACAUCCUUUACUUGCCAUGUCAACCAUGGUGCUCUGGUGUGCUCUUGGCGUUCAAAUCCCCCAUUUCAUACAUAUCCAGAAAUAUGUACUUGGGAGACCAAACCUUAUUACAAAGUCCUUGAUAUUUCAAACAAUAAUGUUGUGUACGUUUUGCAUUUCUGGAAUGAUAUUAAAGGACAUCCCAGACACGGAUGGAGAUAGAGAAAAUGGCAUUGACACCCUCAGCAUUCGAUUUGGCAGAGAAAGAGCAUUUGCUCUUGGUGUUAAUGUUCUAUAUGCACAGUUUGGUCUUGCUAUGGCACUAGGAGCUUCAUCAUCACUUUGGUUUGGCAAGCUUAUAUCAGUACUGGGUCACCUUGCACUUGCUUUAGUUGUUUGGUAUCGUUCUCGACACAUUGACCCCACAAAUAAUUCAUCAGCACAGUCCUUUUAUAUGUUCUUUUGGAAGCUAGUGUGUGUUGAGUACCUCCUUAUCCAGUUUGUUCGUUGAGAAGAACGUCCAAUGGACAGAAGAGCCAGAUAAGCAGAGGAGUUCACAAAUGUGCUCAAUAAGACCAAUAAACUAUUUUCUUAUAAUGUUUGUUUUACUUUUGGUAAAUGUUAAUGUACUAUGGAUAUUUAUGGUAAUGAUAAUAGUUAUAAUCAUAAUAGAAUAAUUUAGUCGACUUUCUCCCAAAA
This is a messenger RNA of Macadamia integrifolia, 1401 nucleotides long. Its product is annotated as coumarin 8-geranyltransferase 1b, chloroplastic-like. The transcript has 13 exons. Gene Ontology annotation, cellular component: membrane. Gene Ontology annotation, molecular function: transferase activity, transferring alkyl or aryl (other than methyl) groups. The record is from RefSeq and is a predicted model, not a curated record. NCBI's taxonomy places the organism in Eukaryota, Viridiplantae, Streptophyta, Magnoliopsida, Proteales, Proteaceae. Bases 29 to 1213 code for a protein of 394 amino acids.